Eutrema salsugineum is the source of this 1638-nucleotide messenger RNA. Its product is annotated as KH domain-containing protein At4g26480. The transcript has 7 exons. The record is from RefSeq and is a predicted model, not a curated record. Gene Ontology annotation, cellular component: nucleus. The coding region runs from base 245 to 1174 and encodes 309 amino acids. Lineage: Eukaryota; Viridiplantae; Streptophyta; Magnoliopsida; Brassicales; Brassicaceae. Gene Ontology annotation, molecular function: mRNA binding. Gene Ontology annotation, biological process: regulation of mRNA splicing, via spliceosome.
CAAAAAUAAAUUCAUCCACCGACGUGUGUGUGUGUGUUGUGUGCUGCAGCAAGAUUUAGAUUUUGAGGGCUAAAACUUGUGUGAGCCAGAUUCACUCCUCCUCCUUCCUCUUCUGAUCCGCCGCCGCAACCAUCCUCGAUCUCCUCCCAGCUUUGCUCUUAUCUCUUAAGUACUCACUUGUUUCUCCGGGAUUGGUCUCUCUCCAUAAGCAGCUGAGGAAGAACUACAAGAAGCCGUCUUGGUGAUGAUGAUGAUGACUUCACUCGGUGGUGGAGGCGGAGGAGGUGGUGCCAGUGGUGGUGGUGGUGGUGGUGGUAGAUUCUUGACGUAUCCGCCGCCUCUUUCUGUGCCUCCCUCGGCUCCUCAGUCACCUAACUUCUCUGGUGGUCUCCGAUCACAGCCUUCUUUCCUCGUUGAGCAGGAGAAAUAUCUUUCCGAGUUACUUGCAGAGCGUCACAAGCUUACUCCAUUCUUGCCUGUGCUUCCACAUGUCUGCCGGCUGAUGAACCAAGAAAUUUUGCGUGUAACCACGCUGUUGGAGAAUGCCAUAAGUCAGAGUAGGUUUGAUCACCCUAGCCCUCUGGGUUCUGGAGGGAUAUUUCAGAAUGCAAGAGCUGACAUGAAUGGAUGGCCCUCACAGUUUCCAUCAGAAAGAUCUGUUUCUUCAUCUCCAGCACCAAAUUGGCUAAACUCUCCUGGUAGCUCGUCUGGUCUCAUUGUCAAGCGAACAAUCAGGGUGGAUAUUCCAGUUGACAAAUACCCAAAUUACAAUUUUGUUGGUCGCCUCUUGGGUCCUAGAGGUAACUCCCUCAAACGAGUUGAAGCUAGUACUGAUUGCCGCGUUCUGAUAAGGGGGAGAGGCAGCAUCAAAGAUCCGAUCAAGGAGGAUAUGAUGAGAGGGAAACCAGGUUAUGAGCACCUGAAUGAACCACUCCACAUCUUAGUCGAGGCAGAACUGCCCAUUGAGAUAGUGGAUGCACGUCUCAUGCAAGCUCGUGAAAUACUUGAUGAUCUACUUACUCCCGUGGAGGAAACGCAUGAUUUCUACAAGAAACAACAGCUCCGUGAAUUGGCCCUUCUCAACGGUAGUCUUAGAGAAGAAGGGUCUCCAAUGUCUGGUUCCAUCUCUCCUUACAAUAGCCUCGGCAUGAAGAGAGCCAAGACAAGGGGCUAAUAAACACGUCUCAGGUCAUGUUAUCUGCUUAACUCUCUCACCUUUCCAAGAAGGUAUAUAUGCACCGUAACAGCUUCCUUCUUCGGACAAGAAGGCUUAUGAGAUUCUGUCUCCAUCCCAUCCUCCUACUCCUCCCUGGGCUACCGGUACUGUCUCUUAUCCCUGGAAUAAAAAAAAAACACCUGUUGUAUAUGAAUCUGUGUCUUAUUUAUAGUGUCCCGGAGAGAUUUCAGACGACAGAAGUACAGGCAGUGCGAAAGGGAUGAGUCCGUCUCUGUUCCUGUCUUGUCUGUCUCUGUCUCUGUCUCUGUCCGAGGUUAAUUUUGGCUUGCUUUUGCUCUUUUCGUUAUUUGUUUAAUUGUUUCAGUGGAGACCCACUACUAAUAAGGUUUGUUUAGUUAGAGCCAGUUUUUGGGAAAAACAUCAUGGUUUGUGUUUAAUAAUGAAUUAUUCUGUUUGCAUUA